Messenger RNA from Panicum virgatum (switchgrass), 3695 nucleotides. Its product is annotated as putative disease resistance protein RGA3. NCBI's taxonomy places the organism in Eukaryota, Viridiplantae, Streptophyta, Magnoliopsida, Poales, Poaceae. Gene Ontology annotation, molecular function: ADP binding. The record is from RefSeq and is a predicted model, not a curated record. Bases 1402 to 3627 code for a protein of 741 amino acids. Gene Ontology annotation, biological process: defense response to other organism. The transcript has 2 exons.
CCCUCGUCACAGUCGCCGUCGUCCCUGUCGUCGGCGGCGCGGCCGCAACAAUGCUGGGUGGCGGCGGGGCCAUGCCGCUCGAACAGAGACUCCCACUCCGACCAGAGCGUUCUAGUGGGGUCCCAGAGAGGCUGGGAAGAGCGGCGCCGGCGGUUGAGGCGAACGGCGUGUGCGGAACAUCCAAAGAGAUGAGGAGUUCAGAGGAUGAUUCUGCUCCAUCGGCAGGUUUCAACUCGGAUGGUCCGUGCCCCUCCGCUUCUCCUUUCCAUACCAGCCACCCACCUCCUCCUUUGCAAAUCCUGUUCGCCACCUCUGCCGCCUCCGAAGGCCAAGCCCGUCGGUGCCGCGGGCUUACCACCAUACCCCACAGUCGACGCCACCGGACCCGAGUCACGACGAGCUAGGCAAAAUGGAAACCGCGUUCCUCGCCUCGACACUGUCGUUGUUUCUCAAUGCCCGAGCUACCAAUUCGAUCGAAGGGUUGAUGAUUCCAAGUACUUCUUUGUACUGAAAGCUUUUAAAUGCUCCACUUAAAAUUAGGAUGGGUCUCCAUCCGGGCUUCCUCAACAUAUCUAUUUAAAUAUUCUUCCUCCUUUUAGUUUCAUAUAUGUAUCCUAUAUAAGGUUUUCCUGAUAUAUUUACAUUCUACUUAUUCUAGUUCAAAAAGGCCGGAUCAUCCCCCCUGAAAAUUGAAUCCAGGUUUGCUCUCUGCAGUUCGCACUUCCUGGUGCCUGGUGAUUUUCUUCCUCCAUGCCUGUUAGUUAGGAUCUGCACGGCACGCUUCUUUUGAUUUAUAUAGGAAGAGGCUGUUAGUUAGGAUCACGAAAAUGUCUCGCGAAAUCUUUAUGCUAGAUCUAUUGGAGUGGCUGAUGAGCGUAGACUUGAAUAAUCACUUAGGGGCUGUUUGCUUUGAGCUCUGGAAAAGCUUCUGCCUUGUAACCUCCUGUCCUGCCAGUCGCAACCUCCACUUUGUACAGAAUUUUGCUUUGUAAUUAUCCACACUGCGUCGCAACCUCCGCUUAUCUUGUCUGUUUCUGAUGGCUCUGCUGUUUACAUAACACAGCUAAUGAGACAAGGAAGCAAAAUUGUUUUACAAAUCAUCGCAAUAUAUGUAGCUCGACUGCUAUACUCCAUUUUGUUACUUUCGAAUGUGUCCUAUUCUUAACUUUACCUAUCCCUUAGCUUGUUCCCCGUGCCUGUCGCUUGAUGCUUGAUUUGCUUUCUUCGCUGUUUCUAGAGAAGAGUAUCGAUUGCUUGCAGCACAAAUCUUUCUGUGUGUUCCAGGAAAAAAGAAUAUAUGUUGCUAUCCUCUUCUCUCCUCCGUCCCUACCCCAUUCGACUCCUUUCUUCCUGUACUGUGCAAUAAUUGCUAGCUACUUUUAAGAGCAUACUUAGCCCGAGAUGAUGGGGGUGGCGGUGGACGCAGCGAUAGGAUGGCUGGUGCAAAGCAUCAUGGGGAACUGCUUCACUGAAAAGUUGGAGGUGUGGACUCGCUCGGUUGGGCUCGAUGAUGAUGUGGAGAAGCUCAAGUCAGCCAUGAGGUAUGUCCAGAUGGUGCUUGAUGCUGCCAAUGGAAGGAAGAUCAAGAGUGAGCCUCUGGAGUAUUCUCUGGGUGAUCUCAAAGAGCUUCUGUACGAUGCUGAGGAUGUGAUGGACGAGCUCGAUUAUUGCCGCCUCCAAGAAAAUAUCACAAAUCGCAAUACUGGGGGUCAUACAGAUGCUGCUGCACGCAUUGACGGAACUUCAUCCACAUGGUCAUUAAGUUCCAUUCAGCAACUUGGAAGCACAUUAAUUAGCAGUCUUGGUAAGUUCAUCUUCAAGGGCAACUUGACGGGAAAACAGAAAAGGGAAGAUGACCACAUCAUUGCUGUCAGCACACACCUUGGCAACAAUUGUGAGUUUUCUCGCAGGAUAAGGCACAUCGCUGGUAAACUAAGAGAUGUUGGUCGUGAUGUCAGUGACGCUUUGAAAAUAGAUGGAUCAAACUUAGUUGGAUCUCUGAAUGUAUGUCGGAGUACACUACAGGCCACGCGCCCAACAACGUCUUAUCUUGUUGAACAUAAAGUGUAUGGACGGGACUCAGAGAAGGAAUACAUCCUAAAGCUGAUGACAAGCAAUGGAUCUAAUGGCUUAACAGUGCUACCGAUUGUAGGUAUUGGAGGGGUAGGGAAGACAACUUUGGCCCAGUUUGUUUACAAUGAUCCGAUAGUUAGAAGAAAAUAUGAUAUCAAGAUAUGGGUUUGUGUCUCUGAUAACUUUGAUGUAACUAGGUUGACAAGGGAGAUGUUAGACUGUGUCUCUAAACAAAGGCUAGCAGAAACAGGCAACUUGGACAAGCUUCAGGAGGAUCUAGAGAAAGUUAUAGGAUCUAAGAGAUUCCUAAUUGUCUUGGAUGAUGUCUGGGAUGACAUGAACAAUCACUGUUGGGAUCAACUGUUAGCUCCUCUAAAACAUAAUCAGGCAGUGGGUAAUACGAUAUUAGUCACAACUCGAAAGUUGUCUGUUGCAAAAAUGACCCAAACAGUUGAACCAGUCAAGUUAGGUGCUUUGGAAGGGGAUGACUUCUGGCAAUUUUUUAAAUCAUGUGCAUUUGAUGAUGAGAGAUAUGAGCAUCCAAGUCUGUACGCUAUUGGGAAGCAAAUAGCUCAAAAGUUGAGGGGGAACCCAUUGGCAGCAAAAACUGUAGGUGCGUUAUUAAGAAGAAAUAUUAACAUUGAUGAGUGGACUAACAUUCUAAACAAUGAAGAAUGGAAAUUUAUACAGGCGACCGAAGGCAUCAUACCUGCUUUGAAGCUCAGUUAUGAUUACCUACCUGACCACCUGCAACAAUGCUUUAGGUAUUGUUGCCUGUUCCCCAAGGAUUAUCACUUCAAUGGAGGAGAGUUAGUAAGAAUUUGGAUAUCACAAGGAUUUGUGAACGGUAGCCAUACUACUAAAACCCUAGAGAAUAUAGGAAAUGUAUAUUUGGUUGAUUUGGUGAACUCAGGCUUCUUCCAACAAGUUGAAAGGUACUGGUAUCCGGGGAACUCAGGCUUUUUUCAGCACAACAAAAGGGACUGGCAUUCAUCAAGUUUUGUCAUGCAUGAUCUUAUGCAUGAUUUGGCACGGAAGGUUUCGAAAGGUGAACAUGCCACUAUAGAUGGCUCGGAAUGUGAAGCAAUCUUGCCAACUACGCGGCAUUUGUUAAUAGUAAUUAACUCUGCAUACUUUGGAAAACGUCGACAUGGGAAUGCAUUUUCUAUUGAGAAUUUUGCAAAGCAGUUGCAAGUUGCAUCAGUGAGAAAGUUAAGAUCCUUGGUAUUAAUUGGCUAUUAUGACCCUCUGUUUUUCAAAUGCUUCAAGAAUAUAUUUAAAGAAGCGGAAAGUUUACGUUUGCUGCAAAUCUCUGCAACUUAUGCUGAUUUUAGCAGUUUCAUCAACAAUUUAGUCAGUUGCACACAUAUUCGUUAUAUGAAGGUGCACUUUUAUGAACAACAAGUUGGCAUUCUUCCUCAAUCUUUGACCAAUUUUUUCCAUCUAAAAGUAUUAGAUGUGGGUUUUUUGGGAAAUCCGAGUCUGCCUAGUGGUAUGAGCAACCUCAAAAACUCGGCCGGGUGGGGAAAGACUGCCCCACCGGUAUUAACUUAAGAAGAAGCCUCGGCUUCCCCGACCGAGAAAAUCCUCGAACCCUGGCCCCGCCCUGACACUGGGAGACG